Molecule: messenger RNA, 3174 nt
Organism: Lingula anatina
Lineage: Eukaryota; Metazoa; Brachiopoda; Lingulata; Lingulida; Lingulidae
Product: transmembrane 9 superfamily member 2-like
Biological process (GO): protein localization to membrane
Cellular component (GO): membrane
Source: RefSeq, a predicted model, not a curated record
CCAUCUUUCAAUGCCAAAGACACGUACUAUGUAUUCAACCACGUGAGCAUCACCAUAAGUUAUCACAUGGUCUCCAAGGAUGAGGCUGGAACCUCUGUCACUGGCUUUGGGUCAAGACUGGUAUCUGCUAAGAUGGAGCCAAGAAGUAUCAAGCAUAAAGCAGGGACAGGGGCGGAGGCCUGUAACACCAAUGAUGUCCUCGGCAUCCCUGCUGCCCUGACAGGUGACCUGGAGAUCAAGUACACCUAUGAUGUCACAUUCCAGGCCAACCCAGAUAUCCGCUGGUCCUCCCGCUGGGAUUACAUCCUGGACUCCAUGCCUCACACCAACAUCCAGUGGUUCAGUAUCAUGAACUCCCUGGUUAUUGUCCUGUUCCUGUCUGGUAUGGUGGCUAUGAUCAUGUUGAGGACUCUACACAAGGACAUUGCCAGAUAUAACCAGAUGGACAACUCUGAGGAUGCCCAGGAAGAGUUUGGCUGGAAGUUGGUCCAUGGUGAUGUGUUCCGUCCACCGCGUAAAGGCAUGCUGCUCUCCGUGUUCUUAGGAGGAGGAGUCCAGAUUUUCUUCAUGAUACUGAUAACUCUGAUAUUUGCCUGCCUUGGUUUCCUGUCUCCAGCCAAUCGUGGAGCGUUGAUGACAUGCGUCUUGGUGCUGUAUGUCUGUCUGGGAACUCCCUCUGGUUACGUCUCUUCUAGGAUAUAUAAAUCAUUUGGGGGUGAGAAGUGGAAGUCUAACGUGAUUCUCACAGCUUUUCUCUGUCCUGGCCUGAUAUUUGGCAUAUUCUUCUUCUUGAACCUUAUCUUGUGGAUCAAGGGGAGCAGUGCCGCCAUUCCUUUUGGCACCCUUGUUGCUUUGCUGGCGCUGUGGUUUGGAAUCUCCGUACCUCUCACCUUCAUUGGGGCGUACUUCGGAUUCAAGAGGCGGCCCAUUGAGCACCCUGUGCGUACCAACCAGAUCCCUCGCCAGAUUCCAGAGCAGUCCUUCUACACGCGGCCCCUGCCAGGCAUAGUGAUGGGUGGAAUUCUGCCCUUUGGAUGCAUAUUUAUUCAACUUUUCUUCAUCCUGAAUAGUAUCUGGUCCCACCAGAUGUACUACAUGUUUGGGUUUUUGUUGGUGGUGUUUGUGAUAUUGAUGAUCACAUGUUCUGAGGCCACCAUUCUUCUUUGUUAUUUCCAUCUAUGUGCAGAGGACUACCACUGGUGGUGGCGGUCAUUCUUGACCAGUGGUUUCACUGCCAUCUACCUGUUCCUGUACUGUAUCCACUACUUUGUAUCCAAGCUGGAGAUCACUGGGGUUGCCAGCACCAUCCUGUACUUUGGAUACACCAUCAUCAUCGUGUUCUUGUUUUUCUUGUUGACUGGAACCAUUGGCUUUUUCUCAUGUUUCUGGUUCGUGUCCAAGAUUUACAGUGUGGUCAAAGUGGACUAAGGUCAGAGGUCAUUUGGAUGGUCAAGGCCAAAAGACGGACUCCAAGGCAGUGACCUGUUCAGACCACUUUAAGCGUCUCAUCCAAACAUGAUAAACAUAUAAUAAUUUGUUCAACUCUGAAGCGGCAUUGUGAUGGACCAAAUGCAAACUGCUUUGUCUGCCUGUACCCCCAAAAAAUCAUGGAUAAUUUGGUGUUCUUUUACCUUCUGAAAUCUUGCUUUACCAAUAUUUACUCUGCAGAUUCUUAUGGCAGCGACCUUGAACUCUGACACUAUCACAGUGACCUUGGUCUCUGACAUUGCAGUGACCUUGAACUCUGAGGCUGUCACAGUGACCUUGAACUUGAAACAUUCUGAGGUGUUAGAUUCCCUUUGAAUGUCACACAGUCACUGGUGUAAAUAGUUUGUUUUGGGAAUUAACUUUUGCCAAGCUCUGUAAAGUUUUCUACCUAAUCAAAUGCUUUAUUCAUUGAGGAGAUCUUGCUAAAGACAAAGUUUUGUCUUAUUUUUGGAUAUCUCUUAUUUCCCAAGUAGAGCCACCUAGGUGGUACAGGGUAGAAUAAUAGAAGCAGUCCUUCAUAUUUUUUAGGAAACCUGAUCCUGCUAGUUUUUUUUUUUUUUUUUUUUUCUUCUCUGGGGGUAAAUUAGGAGAGGUUGUGGAGUAUGUAUAGUGUGGUUUAAAAAAGACUUUCCUCAGCUGGUAGUACUGGGGAAAGGUCCUUUUUCAAAAAGGGGAGUUAGGGUUUAAUUUUUUUUUUUUUUUUUUUUUUGUUUUUGGACUCAUGAUCAACGAAAAUAGAACUUCAUAUCUGAAGACAUUUUAUUUUAAUGUGGUGUAGUAUACAAUUGAAAGAGUCCUUAGUUAUUUCUUUCAACUAGGCUUAAAUGAGACGCUUUAAAUAUUUGAACAUUUGAUGUGGGAUUGGCAUUAAAUUGAGGUUAGAAUUGUGGUAUAUUUCCAGCUUUCAAGUUAAUCUAAGCUUACCACUUCUUCUGCACUACUUCAUUCCGUAAUUAAAUUGUACAAAAUAUAUAGAACUGAGCGGUAAAAGAGGGUGGUACGUAAUUUCUUUGUAAAUAUCUGUAUAUGUGGAUCUGUACAUUGGGGGCUCUAACUUAAGACAAUAUCUUCUUGUAAAUUGCUGAUAUUAGCCUGGUGGGGUUUAGCAUUGUGAGCUUUGUAAUGCUUGUUUUGAGAUUUCCUCCCUGAGUUUCAAGGCCUUUGUAGGAUAGAUUAGCAGUAAUAGCUUGUUACAUGGACUGAAAUUUUGAGUGGAAAAUUGUGAUUGUGGCGUCUGUUGUCAUUGCUGACUUAAAAUAGUUUAGCAUUGUGAAAUGUGGAAUGCUUGUUUUGAGAUUUCACCUGGCUUCAAGGCAAAAAUGGCAAUGGUAGCCUGCCAUACAAACUGAAAUUCCGAGUGGAAAAUUGGGAUCAUUGCCGACUCAAAAUAAGCAAAGGAGAAGUAAAAUAAGCAAGAGAGGGCUUUGCUUGCUGCACUCACUGUAUUUUGAACAAGUAUGUUAGAAAUACUGCAACAAAUGUCAAUCAAGUGCUUAAUUUUUGGUAUCAUGUUUUGUGAAAUGUGCCAUGUUGCAAAGUCUUGGAGAUGAAUCCAAGGGGUAAAAUAACCACUUAGAUACAUACAUUUCUUUUAACAUUCAGAAAUUAAUUGGAUUAAGUGAUGUAGAAUUUAUGUUGCAAAAUUGGUGUAAUGAAGGAAUACUGUGGGCAUUUACAAAAGAGUUU